GCUUCUGGCGCACAAGUCGGUCAAAAGUAUAUACCUUUUUCUUUGAACGUAUGGAACGACAAAUAUAAUCCGCGCUUGACCUGGUUUCGACAUCUAAACGUCUUAUAGCUCCAGCCGCUCAGUGUCGAUCAACAUAGUGCUCCACUAGAAUAAGUUGUUUUGCAUCAUGGUCCACGCAGACGCGUCCAACUUCGUCGAAGGCGUUACCAAGGAGCAAGCGUACGAGCAGGUCCUCACUCAAGUCGAGGGCUUGUUCUACGAUCAGAGGAAUUGGGUAGGUGUCUACAACCUCUCAAACGCGGCGUCAUUACUGUGGCAUGCCUACAAGUCGUUACCGGCACCUAGUAGCCAGGUUAACUGGGCAGGCUUCUACACACUAGACCCCAAGCUAUCCUUGAAGCCACAACUCAUCCUGGGCCCGUUCCAAGGCAAGGUUGCUUGUCAGCAGAUUGCAUUUGGCCGGGGAGUAUGUGGAACGGCAGCAGCAGAUAGAACAACGCAGCUGGUACCGGAUGUAGAGGCAUUUCCUGGGCAUAUCGCCUGUGAUGGAGACAGCAAGAGCGAGAUCGUCGUUCCUAUCGUCGUGGGUUCCAAGCUGGUGGCAAUCAUCGAUAUUGACUGCGCGGAGCUGAACGGAUUCGACGAAAUCGACAAAAAGUACCUGGAACAACUAGCAGAAAUGAUUGGUAAAAGUUGCGAUUGGUCAGCUUGAGGGGAAAUCGGAGUUCUUGGGCGGAUUCAUAGGUGGCUGUGUAUAUUCAACUAUACCCGUGGCGUUCGGUAGAUCAUAGAGUUCUCAACACUGAGUAUGUUUUUUUUCAGUUCUU
This is a messenger RNA of Truncatella angustata, 827 nucleotides long. RefSeq names its product GAF domain-like protein. Gene Ontology annotation, molecular function: L-methionine (R)-S-oxide reductase activity; protein binding. The record is from RefSeq and is a predicted model, not a curated record. Gene Ontology annotation, cellular component: cytosol. NCBI's taxonomy places the organism in Eukaryota, Fungi, Ascomycota, Sordariomycetes, Amphisphaeriales, Sporocadaceae. The transcript is spliced from 4 exons. The coding region runs from base 167 to 712 and encodes 181 amino acids.